AAUCGAAUCACCUCACCCGUCUUCAGCCCCCUCAAGCACGACUUCUUGGUGAGGCCGUUGUAGGAAGACGAGUUUGGGCGACCAAUUGAGCUCAACCCCGCUGAUCAAUCCCCACUUUCCCAUUUGAGUCGACUCCCAACGGGAAAGCCACCCCGCGCCGCUGUAUCUCAACUCCGACUUGGCGGCAUCAACUCGGCGAGGUGACGAAAUUCCUUGCAACCUCAAUUCCAUCAUCACAAGUCAGAUUGAUUAGUCUAGUGUGUUUCUUUUCUUAUCCCAAGCAUCGUCACGAAGCCCCUGGGCUUCUGCAGAGUCCUCAACCUCUCGACAGAGAAGCGCCAGAGGGAAGGAUGUGAAUAUCUAAGCUGACUACCACCUCGCAUACUAGGUAGUCAAGCUUGAAAUUCCAUCAAAGAAAAAAUACACCUCAGGAGAAAGCUCAUUCCAAGUCAAUUCUCUCAACACCGCAGCCAUGUCUAAGCCCAUAGUCCUCCAACUGGGCCAAAUCGAGCACGCCCACGACACCUGGGCAUCCCUCGCCGACGUCGCCCAUAUCAUCAAACCCAAGGCCACCAACCGCGCCGAGUUCCUCCAGGAGUGCAAAUCCGGCGCCCUCGACGGCGUAGUGGCAAUCUACCGCACCUUUGCAAGCGUCCACAUCACCGGCCGCAUCGACGCCGAGCUCGUCGCCGCUCUCCCUUCCAGCGUAGGCUUCAUCUGCCAUAAUGGCGCCGGCUACGACCAAAUCGACAUCCCAGCCUGCACCCCCCGCCCAAUCCUCGUCUCAAACACCCCCACAGCAGUCGACGACGCAACAGCAGACAUGGCAAUCUUCCUCAUCCUCGGCGCCCUCCGCAACCUCAACGCCUCCAUCCUCUCCAUCCGCGCCAAGCAAUGGAAAGGAACGCCCCCUCCUCCCUUGGGCCGCGACCCGCAGGGCAAAAUCCUCGGAAUCCUAGGCAUGGGCGGCAUCGGGCGCAACAUGGCCAAGAAGGCGAGGGCGUUUGGCAUGGAGGUGCGGUAUUAUAACCGUACGAGGCUGGACGGCGCCUUGGAGGAGGAGUGUGGUGCGGAACAUGUUGAUUUUGAGACGUUGUUGCGGGAGAGUGAUGUGAUUUCGUUGAAUUUGCCUCUAAACGCCCACACCCGGCACAUAAUCUCAACCCCCCAAUUCGACCUCAUGAAACCCGGCGUCGUGAUAGUCAACACAGCCCGCGGCGCAGUCAUCGACGAAGCCGCCCUCGUAUCGGCCCUCGACUCUGGAAAAGUCGCCAGCGCGGGUCUCGACGUCUUUGAGAACGAGCCCGAGGUCCACCCGGGUCUGCUCGCCAACCCCAAUGUUCUUAUUGUCCCGCACAUGGGCACCUGGACGCUGGAGACGAGCGUCAAGAUGGAGAAGUGGGCGAUUGGCAAUGUCAGGAGGGCGGUGACGGAGGGAAGGUUGGAUAGUGUUGUUGUUGAGCAAAAGGGGCUGGUUGAAGGGAAGUGAAUAGCGACUUGGACGCUUUUCUGGCCGGUGUGUUGAACUCUUGACCUUUGGCAAGUAGUGAGGUUAGAGUAAUCUGUAGUUUGACAAGUCGAAUAAGUUCUUUUGGUCAGGAAGGCGUAUAGUUUCAAGAAAAAUUCCAUUGUUG
Colletotrichum phormii is the source of this 1634-nucleotide messenger RNA. RefSeq names its product D-isomer specific 2-hydroxyacid dehydrogenase. NCBI's taxonomy places the organism in Eukaryota, Fungi, Ascomycota, Sordariomycetes, Glomerellales, Glomerellaceae. Bases 473 to 1489 code for a protein of 338 amino acids. The transcript is spliced from 4 exons. The record is from RefSeq and is a predicted model, not a curated record. Gene Ontology annotation, molecular function: oxidoreductase activity, acting on the CH-OH group of donors, NAD or NADP as acceptor; NAD binding.